Molecule: messenger RNA, 759 nt
Organism: Aspergillus tanneri
Lineage: Eukaryota; Fungi; Ascomycota; Eurotiomycetes; Eurotiales; Aspergillaceae
Product: CSN8/PSMD8/EIF3K family protein
Exons: 2
Coding region: 1-759 (252 amino acids)
Biological process (GO): regulation of translational initiation
Cellular component (GO): cytoplasm; eukaryotic translation initiation factor 3 complex
Molecular function (GO): translation initiation factor activity; ribosome binding
Source: RefSeq, a predicted model, not a curated record
AUGGUCGUCGCGUUCGACAAGUGCGAGUCCCGGCCGGCCAAUAUUGAUGCCAUCCUCAACGGCCUUGACAGAUACAACCCAGAGACGACCACGGUAUUCCAGGAUUAUGUGGCUCAGCAGUGUGAGGAUAGGACAUUUGAUUGUUAUGCCAAUCUGGCCUUGUUGAAGCUCUACCAGUUCAACCCUCACCUGCUCCAGCCAGAGACCGUCACCAACGUCCUUGUUAAGGCACUUACUGUUUUCCCAUCCUCUGCUUUCUCCCUUUGCCUUGCUCUGCUGCCCGCAUAUACCCAACCGUUCCCCUCCAGCAAUGCCGAGACCCAGGCUACCUCCCAGAACUCCGACUUUGUCGAGUCGGUCCAGAAGCUUGCGCGCCUGUCCACGCUACUCGAGUCUGCCCAGUAUGCGCAGUUCUGGUCUACUCUGAACUCGGAUGAUCUGUACGCCGAUCUGGUCGCCGACGUUGCCGGCUUUGAGGAGCUCGUGCGCAUCCGUAUCGCCGUGGAGGUUGGCAAAGCCUUCCGUGAAGUCAACGCCGAAGUUCUCGGGCACUGGUUGGAUCUGAGGAAUCGCGAAAGCCUCGAGAAGUUCGUUACUGAGGUGUGCAGCUGGGUCGUUGACAAGUCUGGUGCCAACGGCGCCGUGGUCAAGGUGCCCACGAACAAGGAGAACGAGGUCCGCAGCGAGGUCAAGAGCGAGCGCGUUGGUAUUGAUAUGUUCGGCCGUGUGAUCCGCAGAGGAUUUGAGCAGGCUGCCUGA